GAAGACUUUCUCCAUCAACAGAACGUUUCUCACGAUCUGUUGAUUAUCAUUUCUCUCCAUUUGAUCUCUACGAGUUAUCAUCACCGUAGGGAUUUAUUUCUUUCAAAAUGCCUAUCUCCAACGGUGAUUCCCUGGGCCGCGCCAUGAAGGCCGAGAUCCAGGACCACACCAAGGCUCUCGAAAUUCUGGAGAAGGAAUAUUCCUCCAGAGAUGGCCUUGAUAUUGACACCUUGCUCGAUUCGGACAAGCACGGAGCAUUGACUUACAAUGACUUCCUGAUCUUGCCUGGUUAUAUCGGCUUUCCUGCUUCGGAUGUCUCUUUGGAUACCGCGGUCACCAAGCGUAUCUCCUUAAAGGCCCCUCUCCUCUCCUCCCCUAUGGAUACCGUCACAGAACACAACAUGGCUAUCCACAUGGCUCUCCUGGGUGGUCUAGGUAUAAUCCACCACAACUGCUCUCCCGAGGACCAGGCGGAGAUGGUGAAGAAGGUGAAGCGUUAUGAGAACGGCUUCAUUCUGGACCCCGUUGUACUUUCUCCUACGGCUACUGUCGGAGAAGCUAAGGAGCUGAAGACCAGAUGGGGCUUCGGUGGCUUCCCUGUUACUGCAAACGGAACGCUCCGGUCCAAGCUUGUUGGAAUGGUCACCUCCCGGGACAUCCAAUUCCACCCAAACCUCGAUGACCCGGUCACUGCUAUCAUGUCGACUGACCUCGUCACCGCCCCUGCUGGCACUACUUUGGCUGAGGCCAACGAAGUCCUUCGUUCUUCGAAGAAAGGAAAGCUCCCAAUCGUGGAUAGGGAUGGUAACCUGGUCUCGUUGCUGUCUCGUAGCGAUUUGAUGAAGAACCUUCACUACCCUCUGGCCUCAAAGCUCCCUCAGUCCAAGCAGCUUAUUUGCGCUGCUGCUAUCGGCACCCGUGAAGAAGAUAAGCGCAGACUUAAGCUGCUUGCUGACGCCGGCCUUGACAUUGUUGUUCUCGACAGCAGUCAGGGCAACAGCAUGUACCAGAUCGAGAUGAUCAAGUACAUCAAGAAGACCCACCCUGACAUAGAUGUUAUUGCUGGUAACGUCGUAACCCGGGAGCAAGCUGCACCUUUGAUUGCAGCCGGUGCCGAUGGCCUGAGAAUUGGCAUGGGCAGCGGCAGUGCUUGCAUUACCCAGGAGGUCAUGGCUGUCGGUCGUCCCCAGGCUCUCUCUGUCCGCAGCGUUUCUGCUUUCGCUGCCCGCUUCGGUGUUCCUUGCAUCGCUGACGGCGGUGUUCAGAACGUUGGUCAUAUCGUCAAGGGUCUUGCCAUGGGUGCCUCGACCGUUAUGAUGGGCGGUCUCCUUGCCGGUACCACCGAAUCUCCCGGUGAGUACUUUGUCAGCAACGAGGGACAGCUUGUCAAGGCCUACCGUGGUAUGGGCAGUAUUGCCGCCAUGGAGGACAGGAAGGCUGGCGCCGGUGCCAAGGACAGCAAAGCUAGUAAUGCCGGUACUGCUCGGUACUUCUCUGAGAAGGACAGCGUCCUGGUCGCUCAGGGUGUUGCGGGCUCUGUCCUCGACCGUGGCUCCGUCACCAAGUUCGUCCCCUACCUUGUUGCCGGUGUGCAGCACUCUCUGCAGGACAUUGGCGUGAAGAGUCUUGAACUUCUUCACGAGGGUGUUAACAACGGCACCGUCCGUUUCGAAAUGAGAAGCGCUAGUGCCAUGGCUGAGGGUAACGUCCACGGUCUGCACAGCUACGACAAGAAGCUCUACUCUUAAGUAGCGAUGGCGCACGUCUAAUGUUUUCAUUAUGAGCUUUUCCUGAAAUUUAGGAUAUAUUCACACGAUGACACAUGGCUUGCAUGAGAAUAAAAAUGAAAUGGAAAAAGUAUGGGUAUGAGGUUUUGGAGUUUGACGCGUGGAUAUACAGAUAUUUGCUUUCUUGUUAUUCAAGAUAUUCAUUGGCCAAUUCAUUUUGAAAUGGACUAUUCCGUGCUCCAUGUUUAUGAAUCAUUUACAUAAUGCUUUGAA
Molecule: messenger RNA, 2000 nt
Organism: Aspergillus alliaceus
Lineage: Eukaryota; Fungi; Ascomycota; Eurotiomycetes; Eurotiales; Aspergillaceae
Product: putative IMP dehydrogenase
Exons: 3
Coding region: 108-1748 (546 amino acids)
Biological process (GO): GTP biosynthetic process
Cellular component (GO): cytoplasm
Molecular function (GO): IMP dehydrogenase activity
Source: RefSeq, a predicted model, not a curated record